AUGCUUGCCAAAUAUUUAAGAAAAAUAGUCUUGCUCGAUGCCUUCCCAAAAGUGGAUGCUGGGUAUCAGCACAGCAGCACUCAAGGAGGAUGCAUGACUGUCUUUGUUUCUAUUUGUCUAUGGUUUUUGAUAUUGAGCGAGUUCAGAGAGUACUUGACUCUCAAUCAAAAGUACAAGUUUGUGGUUGAUUCAAGUAUCGGACAUCACAUGGACAUUAAUGUUGAUAUAACAGUUGCAAUGCCUUGUUCUUCCAUAUCUAUUGACGAAUUGGAGCUGACAGGUGAACGUACAAAUCUCGAUGAAGUUAUUAGAACAGUACCCGCAAAGUUUGAAGUAAGGUCUGCUCGCAAACUCAGGGAAUUCCUCCUAAGUGAAAUAGAUAUGGACGUAGACAUACGAAAGCUAAUCAAGGAUGCAAGAGCCAAAGGUUGGAACUCGGGAUCAGAAGUGCCGGCCGAUGACACCUUUUCGUCCUGUAGGAUAUAUGGAUCCUUCGCGGUCAACAAAGUAGCAGGAAACUUUCACAUUACUGCCGUUGGACAAGGAUAUAUCCAGCAUCAAGUUAUGGAUAAGUCUGCAAUUAAUUUCACUCACAGAAUAGACGAAUUUUCAUUCGGUACACUUUAUCCGAAAUUAGUCAAUCCAUUGGACGACAGCGUUGAAAUUACUGAUCAACAAUCUGGCUUACUUAUACUUUCUCUUUCGGUGGCGACAGAUUCUACUGUAUUCAAGUAUUUCAUAUCAGUCGUUCCAACAACUUAUGUGGACAACAGCGGUCGUACAUUAUUAACAAAUCAGUACGCAGUGACUGACUACUCAAAAGAUAUUGAAUUUAACAACGAAGGAGUCCCAGGAAUCUUCUUUUCGUAUGAAAUCGAGCCAAUCUCAGUUCACAUAACGGAAAAGCGGUCCUCGUUCGCUGCCUUCUUGGAAGUGGAGGGAGCGAACAGAUUUGUUGACGAUAGAUUUGUUGACGAUAGUAACGAUAACGGGAGUUAUAAAAGACGGUCCUUCCCGCUAAAAAGGAUUAAUAGAGCAAAAGCGGAAUUAACAGGGCUUGAUAAUUUAAAAGUAUAA
This is a messenger RNA of Paraglomus occultum, 1077 nucleotides long. The record is from the annotation of a GenBank genome assembly. Lineage: Eukaryota; Fungi; Glomeromycota; Glomeromycetes; Paraglomerales; Paraglomeraceae.